UUAGCAAUGGCGAUUAGUUGAAAAUUGUCGUCGAGAUGAAUCUGUGUGCGAGUCCCAGAAAAAACUCGUUGAUGGACCAAAAUGCAGUGCCAUCUUUCAAUAAAGGGCGUCGAGAUGAUUGGAAGCAUGAAGUGAACAAAAGUCAGUGUAAUGUGAAUCUAAAGUUUACCUAUGGAGAUCGCUUUAUACCCAAGCGUUUCAAUGCGGAGAAUAUCAACUAUACGCUCAAGUAUCUGGAAACAAAUAAGGAGAAGGAUAUACUGAUGGCAGAUGAGAUGCUCGUCUGCAGCUAUUGGCGCCAAAACAGCUUUGUGCGGGCCAUAAAUGAAACGUUUGGCGUGCGCAAUUCUCGUCUGCUGCAGUUCAGCAACCUGCAGAGCCACCUGUCGAAUAUUUCACGAAGAACAAACCAAGAUUGCGACUGGCCCUGCACACCACGUCCCCGUCCCAUGGCCUAUCCCAAUACCACACACGAGAUGCCGAGAUGCUCCUUGAUUGAUCAUAAUUUAAUGGACUGGUCUAUCAAUGGUCAUAUGGCCGUCUCCCUUGGCCAGGAUGUCAUCAUUUGGCAUAAUCAGGGCGAGACCACAAUGGUGUUUAGCGUGAAGCGACCACGUUCUCUCAAGUAUUCACCCAAUGGCCGCUACCUUGCUAUGGGCUGCACGGAUUCCCAGCAUCCAGUCCUUGAGCUGUGGAAACUGAAAACAGCGAAGGAAUUUCUGGUUGCCGAUGGCAAAUACUUUCAGAAAUCGGACGGUUCCAUUUGUGCCAUUGAGUGGACUCAGGACAGUCAGAAGAUUGUCUGCGGCACCGGUUCCGGUCUCCUGGUUGUCCUGCAGAUGCCCACGUUGCGCACGUUGUACAAACUGCGCAAACACACUGAUAAAAUCAGCAGCAUUCGAUACUCUCCGAAUGGACAAUAUUUGGCCACAGCUGAUGUUCAGGGACUUAUUUAUAUAUUCCAUAGCAGACAAUACAAAGUGCUGAUACGCUUGCGUUCCAAGUCGUCUUCGAUCAUCUUUGACUGGCAUCCCUGGUCGGGUGUAGAGCUGGCUAUUUCUGAGAAAUCACCUCCAUCCAUUUACAUUUUCAAUGUGCCGCGUCGCGAGAUAGUCGCCUUCUAUCAGCGUGCGGAUAAAAAGAUCAUGAUCAACUCCAUCAACUUUAGCAAAAUUACAGGCGAGUUGCUGGUUAACGUCUAUCGCUAUGAUGAUCAAGGCUGUCUCAGCUGCGAGAUAUUGGUGCUCUCCUCGUUUAAUCGUGUGGUGGACAUCAUGGGCUACAAGGAGGGCGGAAUGGUCUUUAUGAUGUGGAGUCCAGAUGGCACCAAAAUUGCUACGGCUGGCCUCGAUGAAUCUCUUUCCAUUUGGAACUUUCUGCACAGCAAUAAAGUCCACGACACCAAGGCCAAGAAUCGUGUGCAUGCAACGGAACGACGCAAUUCUCUGGAGCUUUAUAGAUUAUUUAAGUGAUUCCAUGUAUUGAUUUCCAAAUUUUUUCAUUAUUUAUUAUGCAAUCAGUAUAUUAUUUUAUGUAUGUUUAUGUAAAUGUUGUGAUUAAUUAUAUAUUUAUUGUGUUUUUUUCAAAAUGUAAACAUUAUGCGUUAUUUAUUAGCUAAUCUUUCAUUUUUCCAAAUUCAUUUUAUAAAUCUUCAAUUAAAAUUCCAUAUCAUUGAUUAAAGCUUAUUUAUACUCUACUCUUUUACAUCAUCAUAUCAUAUUUAAUCAUCUCUUCCCAAAAACAUAUAAAAAAAAAAGUAAACAUGAUCUUGCUGGUAAAAGAAUUACAUUUGAUUGAACAAUUUGCAAAUGAAUUAAUUAUGAAAAGGCCCAAAUACACUUUUACUGGCUUUCGGGGAUUGAAAUCAAUUUGCUACGCUAAAUAUUUGUAUAUGUUGUGUGUGUGUUGUACGUACUCUAUAAUAAUAUUGUUAUAUUGAUCUUAUAAAAUUGGCAGUACCCCCGAUGUUUUAACCCCGUCUCUGUGACUCCUGUUGAAAUAUAUAUUCCGCACAGGCUUCGGCAUCAAGGCGACGAUUUUUAUCCUGAUAG
Drosophila albomicans is the source of this 2051-nucleotide messenger RNA. RefSeq names its product protein cortex (gene cort). Gene Ontology annotation, cellular component: anaphase-promoting complex. Gene Ontology annotation, biological process: positive regulation of anaphase-promoting complex-dependent catabolic process; anaphase-promoting complex-dependent catabolic process; positive regulation of ubiquitin protein ligase activity. Bases 36 to 1472 code for a protein of 478 amino acids. The record is from RefSeq and is a predicted model, not a curated record. The transcript has 6 exons. NCBI's taxonomy places the organism in Eukaryota, Metazoa, Arthropoda, Insecta, Diptera, Drosophilidae. Gene Ontology annotation, molecular function: ubiquitin ligase activator activity; protein binding; anaphase-promoting complex binding.